GGGCGGGCAGGCAGGGGCCGGGUGUGGGAGCCCGCGGGCAGCGCACGCAGCCACUGCGCUCGGGCCGCCGACACUGGGCCCCCGGGAUGAACCUCACCCGGAAAAAAGGCUUCUACAAGCAGGACGUCAAUAGGACCGCCUGGGAGCUGCCCAAGACCUACGUGUCCCCGACGCACUUGGGCAGCGGGGCCUACGGCUCCGUGUGCUCAGCCAUUGACAAGCGGUCAGGGGAGAAGGUGGCCAUCAAGAAGCUGAGCCGGCCCUUCCAGUCCGAGAUCUUUGCCAAGCGGGCCUACCGCGAGCUGCUUCUGCUGAAACACAUGCAGCAUGAGAAUGUUAUCGGGCUCCUGGAUGUCUUCACCUCAGCCUCCUCUCUGCGCAGCUUCUAUGACUUCUACCUGGUAAUGCCCUUCAUGCAGACGGACCUGCAGAAGAUCAUGGGGAUGGAGUUCAGCGAGGACAAGAUCCAGUACCUGGUAUAUCAGAUGCUCAAGGGUCUUAAGUACAUCCACUCAGCUGGCGUCAUCCACAGGGACCUGAAGCCGGGCAACCUUGCUGUGAACGAGGACUGUGAGCUGAAGAUCUUGGAUUUUGGGCUGGCACGGCCUGCAGACGCAGAGAUGACAGGCUAUGUGGUGACCCGCUGGUACCGGGCCCCCGAGGUGAUCCUCAGCUGGAUGCACUAUAACCAGACUGUGGACAUCUGGUCUGUAGGCUGUAUCAUGGCAGAGAUGCUGACAGGAAAAACUCUGUUCAAAGGGAAAGAUUACCUGGACCAGCUGACCCAGAUCCUGAAGGUGACUGGGGUGCCGGGUGCAGAGUUUGUGCAAAAGUUGAAGGACAAAGCGGCCAAAUCCUAUAUCCAGGCCCUGCCACAGAGCCCCAAGAAGGAUUUCUCUCAGCUCUUCCCGCAAGCCAGCUCCCAGGCCAUAGAUCUGCUAGAGAAGAUGCUGGAGCUGGAUGUGGACAAGCGCCUGACAGCCUCGCAGGCCCUCACCCACCCCUUCUUUGAACCCUUCCGGGACCCGGAGGAGGAGACGGAGGCCCAGCAGCCAUUUGAUGAUUCCUUAGAACAUGAGAAAUUUACAGUGGACGAGUGGAAGCAGCACAUUUACAAGGAGAUUGUGAACUUCAGACCCAUUGCCCGGAAGGACUCACGGCGCCGGAGUGGCAUGAAGCUGCAGUGACACAUCCAGCCUGACACUUGACUGAGCCUGGGGACUGCCACAGGCACCAACUACCAGACACUGCCCAUAGAACCGAUGUUUAUUUGUCACUACUAAAAUUUCAACCCUUCUUGGAUUAUAGCCUUCCAAGCAGAGGACAGAGCACCCUUGUCCUUGUAUAGAAAGCAGGCCUAUUGGAUGCAGAAUUCAAAGAAGUUGGUUGGGAGAAAUUACUCUGUUCAUAACCCACUACAUUAAAAUCCCAUUGGGAGAA
Molecule: messenger RNA, 1440 nt
Organism: Manis pentadactyla (Chinese pangolin)
Lineage: Eukaryota; Metazoa; Chordata; Mammalia; Pholidota; Manidae
Gene: MAPK13
Product: mitogen-activated protein kinase 13
Exons: 12
Coding region: 87-1187 (366 amino acids)
Biological process (GO): protein phosphorylation; MAPK cascade
Cellular component (GO): nucleus; cytoplasm
Molecular function (GO): MAP kinase activity; ATP binding
Source: RefSeq, a predicted model, not a curated record